Messenger RNA from Glycine soja, 1862 nucleotides. Its product is annotated as serine carboxypeptidase-like 45. Gene Ontology annotation, biological process: proteolysis. Gene Ontology annotation, molecular function: serine-type carboxypeptidase activity. NCBI's taxonomy places the organism in Eukaryota, Viridiplantae, Streptophyta, Magnoliopsida, Fabales, Fabaceae. Bases 196 to 1581 code for a protein of 461 amino acids. The record is from RefSeq and is a predicted model, not a curated record. Gene Ontology annotation, cellular component: vacuole. The transcript is spliced from 10 exons.
CUUCGCCAUUUUCCAACCCCAAAUUUCAAAACACACCAAAACUCCAAAUAAUAAUAAUAAUAUUUACAAAAAGCAAAAACGUUCCUACUUUUUAUAUACACAAUAGAGGCACACACAACAACAACAACUUGCUGCAAGCUUUUUUGUGUUCUGCAACUGAAAGUGAAAGAAGGGAAGCAGAAACCAAACCAAAUCAUGUGUUCUCUACUUUGGAGUUCCAUUGCAUUGUGUGUAGCACUCCUACUCCUUCAGCUUGGCAUUGUGCACCCUUCACCCUCUCACCAUAGGAUCACUCGCUUACCGGGUCAACCCCAUGUUCAGUUUCAUCAGUUUUCAGGUUAUGUAACCGUUGAUGACAAAAACCAGCGUGCACUCUUCUUCUACUUUGCUGAAGCUGAAAAAGAUGCACUUUCCAAACCCCUUGUUCUUUGGCUCAAUGGAGGGCCUGGUUGUUCUUCUCUUGGAGUUGGUGCAUUUUCAGAGAAUGGACCAUUUAGACCCAAAGGAGAGGGCUUGGUUAGAAACCAAUUCAGCUGGAACAAAGAAGCGAAUAUGCUGUAUUUGGAAACGCCAAUUGGAGUUGGAUUCUCUUACUCAACUGAUACUUCCUCUUACGAGGGUGUGAAUGAUAAAAUUACAGCCGGGGAUAACUUGGUGUUCUUGCAAAACUGGUUUAUGAAGUUCCCAGAAUACAGAAACCGAAGUUUGUUCAUUGUAGGAGAAAGCUAUGCAGGCCAUUAUGUUCCUCAGCUGGCUGAGCUUAUGCUCCGAUUCAACAGAAAGGAGAAGUUGUUCAAUUUAAAAGGCAUUGCUCUUGGUAAUCCAGUUCUAGAAUUUGCAACAGAUUUCAAUUCGAGAGCUGAGUUCUUCUGGUCACAUGGAUUAAUUUCAGAUACAACGUACAAGAUGUUCACUUCUGUUUGUAACUAUUCAACAUAUGUGAGGGAAUACUAUAAUGGUGCUGUUUCUCCUACCUGUUCAAGUGUUAUGAGCCAAGUUAGUACGGAAACAAGUAGAUUUGUCGACAAAUAUGAUGUGACCCUUGAUGUUUGUUUGUCUUCAGUGUUCUCACAAACCAAAGUCCUCAAUCCCCAGCAAGUCACAGAAACCAUAGAUGUAUGUGUGGAAGAUGAAACAGUGAAUUAUCUGAACAGGAAAGAUGUGCAGUCAGCUUUGCAUGCUCAUCUUGUUGGAGUCCAAAGAUGGUCUGCAUGCAGCAAUGUCCUGGAUUAUGAGCUGCGUGACUUGGAGAUACCAACAAUCACGGUUGUGGGGAAGCUAGUCAAGGAGGGAAUACCAGUAUUGGUUUACAGUGGUGAUCAGGACUCAGUUAUCCCACUGACUGGAAGUAGAACAUUAGUACAUAAAUUGGCAAAAGAACUAGGAUUGAACACCACUGUGCCAUACAGGGUGUGGUUUGAGAAGCAGCAGGUGGGUGGGUGGACUCAAGUUUAUGGUAACAUCCUUUCAUUUGCCACCAUCAGGGGAGCAUCCCAUGAAGCUCCAUUUUCACAGCCCGAGAGAUCACUUGUGCUGUUCAAGUCCUUCUUAGAAGGAGGACCUCUACCACAAGAGAUUUGAAAUGCAUAUAUAUGUUGGUGGUGUCGGUAAAAUGUGAUUGUUGGAUUGUAGUUAAGUUCGUUUCACAGUUAAUCAAUGGUGCCCCAUUUCAAGUGUAGAAAAUUUUGUAAAGUUCUCAAGUAAGAAGGGAGGUAAUUUGUGGUUUUUUUUUUUUUUGGUUGUCACAGUGCAUUGUUUACUUUUACUUUUUAUAAAGCUGCAUUACGUAACUAGCAGUAACUGUCUGCUCUUAAUUAUGUUAAUCGGCAACAUAUGGAAUAAUCUUCUGUUUUUGUUGUGUU